Molecule: messenger RNA, 363 nt
Organism: Dentiscutata heterogama
Lineage: Eukaryota; Fungi; Glomeromycota; Glomeromycetes; Diversisporales; Gigasporaceae
Source: the annotation of a GenBank genome assembly
AUGGUGCGACGCCUUCCAUAUAAUGAAAAUGUCGACGUGUGGGCUCUUGGAGUAUUGUGUUACGAGUUGUUAGUUGGUGUACCACCGUUUGAAGCGAUAGGUUUUCAUGGAACUUGUCGACGAAUAAUGUGUGAUGAUGUAAAUAUUCCUGAUCACGUGUCAAGUGAAGCUAGGAACUUCAUUUUAAUGGUUCUUCAAAAAAUUCCAUUCUGUCGCCCAUCCUUGGAAGAUAUUCUGAAUCAUCCUUGGAUUCGUAUGCACAAUAGCAUGACAACGCCUUCAUCUUCGAGUAAACCACGAGUUAACAUUAAUAGACACACUUUUAAUAAUGCACUGUCUGAAAUUCGGUACAAUACUUUUUGA